AUGGCCCGCCCCCUCCUCCUCCUCGAAGCCCUCUGCGCCCUAAUCUGGUUCGUCGAGUUCGCGACCUUCGCCCUGCUGUCGUGCUUCAUGUACCUGGAGGUCUCGCGGCGGAUUUACCGCGGCGCAAGCCCGAUGCCGGCGUUCCUAAUGGGGCUGUGUGUCGCGGCAUGGCUGGCGGUCGCCUCGGGCGUGGCUAGUAUGUCGGUCUUGGAGCUGCUGCCGGUGCCGGAGGGGGAUUUGGCUUGGGUGGAAGAGCUGUAUGUAUUAUAG
Molecule: messenger RNA, 270 nt
Organism: Anthostomella pinea
Lineage: Eukaryota; Fungi; Ascomycota; Sordariomycetes; Xylariales; Xylariaceae
Source: the annotation of a GenBank genome assembly